GAUUGCAACCAAUGUCACAAAACAAUAUAUGUAUAAAUUUUUUAAUGAGAAGGUGACUUGAACUGUAAACUUUCACCUAAAGCACAAUUAAAAAAAAGAAAAGAAUAGCCAGCUCUGUCAGGCCUGGCCCACACUUCUCCUUUUACCCUUCCGUAACCCAGCCUACAGGAGCCCUUGUGCCAUAAACCAUGGGGGGCCUGAAGGGAGGACCCUACUCAGGCUGCCCCCUUUGUUCCUAAUGCAUAGAUCUGGGAAGGGGCUUCCCACCCCUUCUUCAUCCCUGCCCUCUCCCCGUGCCUGCUUGGGCCUGAGAGGGUGAGGUCAGCCCCCCUGGGUGACCGGGGAGUUUCCCUCCCUGGGGGAACUCAACCAAAAUGGUGUUUAAAGUAGCCACAGAGCCUGCCACUAGUUAAACAUUAAAGGACAUGCUGCCACCUGCUGCCCUUCCCAGGAGUUGGCAUUAGUGUCUAUUUUGGAUUUUUUCCUGCUUUGAAGUUUAACUCAGAUCAACAAGGGUCUUAUGGAGCUUCAUGUGGGUCCCCAGCACUGUCCUGGGGUUAAGGGACAGUAUUUACUGAAUGUCCUCUGUCUUCAGAGGACAGAGGUCAGUUGGGGACAAGGAGAGCUUAUAGAAUUAUAUAAAGCAAGCUUUACCAGCAAAAUUGUUGCUACAGUUUCUAAAACAGUAUCUUCCAAAGCACUGGCCCAUGUGAAAUUAUACUGUAAAGCAUAGAAAUCAAGGAUAAUCCAGCUUGUCCUGGAGGCUCUUUUUACCCACCACUUACUGUGGGCAAAAGGCUACUUGAAAGACUGCUCUAGGAAUAUGGCCUACAGAGGGGCUGUAGAGCUGGAAGAGUCCUCAGGAAUCAUUUACUCCAGCCCUCCUGUGUUAGGCUUGAGGAGGUGGAGGAGGCUGAGGCCAGGGACAUCCAUCUGGCCUCUGUCAAAGUCAGAAGUAGAACGGGGUCUCCAGAAUCCCAGCCAGUGACCAUCCCACUCCAGCAUGCUCUCGCCCAGCAUUGGGCCCUAAAAAGGUCACAAGGAGCUGAGUUGAGUAAGUCUCCCUCCUUCCAUCACUAAAAUUCAGUUGUCUCAUUCAAUAAAUAUCUCAGAAUGUUUCUAACAGAGUAACAUUUUUCUUCUUAUGAUACAGAUAGAUUAGUAUGUGGAGGUGUUGGGGAGGGAGUACUAUACUUUGCAUCUGUAAACUAUAGAAAAAGCCCACCUCUGUCUUGGCCUCUAUCCAACAAUGAGAGUCAUCACGGAUCUUCUUUGUCUUCGUCUUCAUCACGACCAUCACUCUCAUCAUUCUUACAUGCUGAGGAUCAGUAUAUACGUGGAGCUGGACUCAAGUUGUAGGGAUUUUACACAACACAAGAAGGAGUUAAUAUUUUUUAGGUAGUUUAAAAUCCAAAGACACACAGGAUCCCUGAGAUACAUUAGCACGAAAAUAUCUACAACUAAUACAGCAUAUGGACCCCUGGUGGUGCAGCGGUUAAGAGCUUGACUGCUAACUAAAAGGUUGGCAGUUCAAAUCCACCAGCUGCUCCUUGGAAACCCUAUGGGGCAGUUCUACUCUGUCCUGUAGGGUUGCUAUGAGUUGGAAAUGACUCAACAGCAAUGGGUUUUUGUUUUUAAAUAUAGCAUACGUAUGGUUUAUAUAAUGAUAUACACGUAGAUAUAUAGACAUAUAAAUAUAUAUAUGUAUCUGUAUAUGCCAGCCAUUGAUUGCUAUUAGUGGGCAGAAACUAAAUCAUAUCUAUAUAUAGCCAGUGCAAUGCUGGAAUGUAGUAGAUCCUCAAUCAACAUCUGCUUAGUUAAGAUGAAUAUUUAAUGUUUUGGAAAAUAAUUUAUAAGCAACUCCAUUGUUGGGAUUUUCUAAAAUGUCAUUAGUUUUGGGGGAAAUUUCAAUAAUAUCUCUGUCAAGUUUCCCUUCUGUCCUGUGGUUUCUUGUUUUUUCUUGUGACAAACAGAACAAAUGGCCAUUUUGCCCUUUAUCUUUGAAAUUCCCUCAUAUUGUUGGUUCACAUUGUUGAUGGUCAUGAAGUCAAGAUCUUGCUCCCCUCAUACAGAAUCUGUUCCCUCAUAAUAACCAUGAAGUCAUUCUUCCUGGGAUGGAAGUCCUCCUCGGUUAUGGGCGGCUAUCCUGACUUCUCAGACUUAUAUAUUCAAGUGCUCUUUCUUGCUAGUGGUGAGAAGAGGGAGGGAGAAAAGAGGAGCACAUGCCAUGAUGAGAAAUCACCACCCAAUGCAAGCCACCCUCCUAAGAUCAAGGUGAAGAGCUCACCCCUGAUUGAGAAGCUUCAGGCCAAUUUAGCCUUUGAUCCAGUGGCCCUGCUGCCUGGGGCCUCGCCCAAGAGUCCCGGACUCAAAGCCGUGGUGUCACCAUUUCACAGCCCACCUUCCACUCCCAGUAGCCCCAGUGUGUGGUCUCGGUCCAGCGAGCCAGAGGAGGUGCCCGUCAGCUUUGACCAGCCUCCUGAAGGUAGUCAUCUGCCCUGUUACAAUAAGGUGCGGACACGGGGCUCAAUAAAAAGGCGCCCUCCCUCCAGGCAAUUCCGAAGGUCUCAGUCUGAUUGUGGGGACCUUGGAAACUUCAGGGCUGCAGAGUCAUCUCAGGAGAAUGGAGCCAAGGAAGAGAAUGGGGAUGAGGUAUUCACAUCCAAGAGCAAGGCCCCAGGACCCCCUCCAUCCAGUGACAGCGCAGUGGGAAAGGAAGUGAGGAGAAGCCUGGAGUUGGACCAAAAGCCUCCUCUGAGGAGGACAUCCAGCUGGACAGAGAAGCGUGAGGAGAAGGGCGGGUCUGCAGAGGACACCAAGCAAUGGGAGAAGGCUGCAGUGCAUUCAGUAGAGGAGGAGCGCCAGAGCACAGCCCAGGAGGAGGCCACAGAACCACCCCGAGCCUCCAGCCCAAAGGCAGAGAAUGGGUGUGGGAGCCCCACAGAGGAAAUCACGGCUGGAGAGGAAGUGGAGACGGAAGAAUCUACAGAAGUGAAGGAGGAGAAGGCAGGAAAUGAAGAGGAUAAGUCUGAGCAAACGAGCCAAGACACAAAGAAGCAGGAGGAGAGAGCCACUGGGGAGGAGCACCCCCCAAAACCCUCUGGAGAAAUGGAGGGUGGCAACGCCUCAGAGCAGGAAAAAGAUGAGGAAAAGAGAGAGGAGGGGAGUGGCGUUCUUGAGACAAAGUGCCACCCUGAGACUGGCCCUACCCAGUUGGAGACCAGUGGCGAGGCCCUGAGCAGGGGAGCAAUACUCGAGGGAGAGGAUGACACCCCUGUCCGGGACACUAAAAUGUGAAGAAGAGUUUAUUGUGCCCUCAUGAUGAAGCUGCUGGAAGUGGCAGUAACAACAGUUACAUCAGCAAAUGAAGCCAUCACAGAAGCAGAAGAUGCUGAGGGACCGGAGUCAGCCUGAAGACACAUGGUGGAUUGUUUUCUGGCCUCCACCCUGAAUGUUCCCUCACAGACAGAGAUCAGCUCUGAGGGCAGAAGGCUUUUAUAAGCUUGAAUUUGGGUUAGGGUAUCACUUAAUGGACUUGAUUUGAAACAAACAAACAACAACAAAACUUAUUUAAAAUAAUUUACUAUGGUGACAACUCACCAGAGACAUUGGUCAGCAUGUGGGCCCCCAGAUACUGUCCAUGCCCAUCUAUCCCUGCAGCUGACCUCUGAACUGUACUCUGGUUUAGCUUAUCAGAUUUUGCUUUUAUGAAGUUGUAGCCUUUUUAACUGUUCUGGAAUUCUUACAGUUCACAAACUAUAAGUAAAAACUAAUUUCAGGGUGACCAGAAACAAGAGAAAAUAAUAUUGCUGAAAAUACAAAUCUAAGUUACAGAGGACCUUAAAUUGUAUCACGACUCUUGAGACAACCUUCCGGCUUUGUUCAAAUUUCAACUGGCCAAUUGAUCUUUAAAACAUUUGGGCUAGAAGAGAUAAUUGGUGAAACCUUAGAAACUGUAUGUGUCUGUUCCAUCAAUAGGAGAUCUUCCCCAGCCGCAGUUUUCUAGCUGAUGACUACCAUGGGAGGUGACCAUCUCAGCUCACUCCCUUCUACCACCUUUGAAGAGCCUAUGGAGAACUCCCAUGGAGAGGCAGAUAUCAAGCAGUUUCACUGCUCUGCACUGUAUUUCCACAUCCUGGAAGCAUAGCAGUGAACAAUACCUACCCUCUGAUUUAUCCUGUGAGGAUAAAUUUUCUACUUCCAGAAGGUUACUCUUGAGCAUGGGUUAGAUAUUUCCUGGCAGGUGCUUUGAGCACUGUGGUGUGCAAGCAACAUAAUGAUAAACAUUCUUCCUAGCUUCCCUUGGGAGCUUUUCUUGAGUCUAAGCCCAGGAUCUUCUUUUCAACUCAAGAGGAGUGAGUUGGGGUCUUCAGUCUCUUCUCACUGGGAAGCUCCUUACAAUUACGUUUGAAGAGUGCAAGAGAUUUUGCAAGGAACAGUGGGUCCAACUUCCCAUUCCUUGACUUAAAUCUUCUCCCUUCUUCAUGCACUCCUGCUGAAAGAUGUUAAUUCAAAUAAAUGUUUGAUCAUUAGGGUUGGUUCUUAUUUUGAUUUGAGUAUUUCAAUGUCUCAACUUGCUAGUUUGGUCGGUGAAGCAGUUAUUUUUCUGGAGAUCUGUUAGACCAUCCUACCCUGAUUUCAAAGAAGUCUCCCAGAUGAAAAGGCCUUAUGUUACCCCUGGUACCUCAAUUUUCUCAUCUUAUUUACAGUUUUUUCUAACUCUAGGAUAGUGUUAAUAUUGGGGAUAUGUAUUUUUUCAAAAACUAUUUUAAAAUGUAAUUCAUUUUUUAAGACUUGUUACCCAAUGAGACGAAUACUGUCAUAGCUAUAAUAAGUUUGGUUUUUAGCAGAAUUUCAGAUGUGUGUGUCAGUUAUUUUGUGGUCUGUAUAUUAUCUAUCAUAUAUCUGUCUAUCUAUCUAUAUCUGUCUAUCUUUCUUUCAAUAGAGGUGCAUACCCCCUAAAUAAUACAUGGUAUUAUUUAUUUA
Molecule: messenger RNA, 4986 nt
Organism: Trichechus manatus latirostris (Florida manatee)
Lineage: Eukaryota; Metazoa; Chordata; Mammalia; Sirenia; Trichechidae
Gene: RCSD1
Product: RCSD domain containing 1
Exons: 5
Coding region: 2095-3297 (400 amino acids)
Source: RefSeq, a predicted model, not a curated record